GGGUCAUCCUAUACCAAGUAGUAAUGAAUGAAUGAAGAUUACUAAAAUAAGUGAUCAUCUGUAAUUAACCCUUCCAUAUUUUGAUCCACUUUAGGAUGCAGAGGCAGAAAAAGAAAAGCCAAGAAAGCUUUUCAGGAUGAUGAAGAUCAGGAGGACUUGAUGCCGGCAAAACGCCAUAAACCAGCACAGUUCCCUGAUGACAGUGAAGAACCCAGCACCAGCUCAGGAUGCAGAGGCAGAAAAAGAAAAGCCAAGAAAGCUUUUCAGGAUGAUGAUGAUCAGGAGGACUUGAUGCCGGCAACACGCCGCAAACCAACACAGUUCCCUGAUGACAGUGAAGAACCCAGCACCAGCUCAGGACGCAGAGGCAGAAAAAGAAAAGCCAAGAAAGCUUUUCAGGAUGAUGAUGAUCAGGAGGACUUGAUGCCGGCAACACGCCGCAAACCAACACAGUUCCCUGAUGAAAGUGAAGAACCCAGCACCAGCUCAGGGGGCAGAGGCAGAAAAAGAAAAAUGGAGGAAGCUUUUAAGGAUGAUGAAGAUCAGGAGGACUUGAUGCCGGCAACACAGCAUAAACCAACACAGUUCCCUGAUGGAAGUGAUGAACCCAGCACCAGCUCAGGAUGCAGAGGCAGAAAAAGAAAAGCCAAGAAAGCUUUUCAGAAUGAUGAAAAUCAGGAGGACUUGAUGCCGGCAAAACGCCAUAAACCAACACAGUUCCCUGAUGACAGUGAAGAACCCAGCACCAGCUCUGGACGCAGAGGCAGAAAAAGAAAAGUCGAGGAAGCUUUUCAGGAUGAUGAAAAUCAGGAGGACUUGAUGCUGCCACCUCAGUUCCCUGAUGAAAGGGAUGAACCCAGCCCCAGCUCAGUUGAAGAAGCUUCUCAGGUGGAUGAAGAUCAGGAGGACUUGAUGCCGGCAGCAAGCAGUGAACCAUCACAGUUUCCUGAUGAAAUUGAAGAACCCGGCACCAGCUCAGGAAGCAGAGAAGGAAAUGCUGAGCAACAUUUUCUGGAUGAUGACGAUGAUGAUCCAUAUUUUUGUAGAAGAGACACCGGCCCAGGAUCUCCUCUUGACAAAUAUGAGCUUGGAAGGAAGCUAGGAAAGGGAAUCUAUGGCACUGUCUACGUGGCAACACGCAAAUCUGAUGGAAAAAAGGUUGCCCUGAAAUUCGUUUAUAUGCCGAACUGUUACAUAAAUCGGAAACCUGGACGUGUCUUUUACCCGACUUCGGAGGCCAGAAUAAUGCUUGAACUGAAGAAGCCUUCCUUAUGUCCCCACAUCAUAGAGUUGUAUGACUUUUUUGAAGUGGAGGAAUAUGAUGUUUUGGUCAUGGAGUACAUGCAGCCGAGUAUGACCUUGACUGCAUUCUUCAGGAGAAACAAUGGUCCCUUGACUGAAAGUGUAGCGCGACACUUGAUCCUGCAGAUCCUAAUUGCAUUAGAACACUGCCUGGAGCAUGGCAUUGACCAUAGAGCAAUCUAUGAAGAAAACAUCCUGGUGAAUCCAAAGACCCUUCAAGUCAAGUUGAUUGGUUUUGGCUGCAGUGAUUACAUUCGGGGCCACUUAAAACCGCACGCUGGAUUUGACCAAAUCUACUGCAAAUGUAUGUGGCAUUCUCGUCUAGUAGAAGUUGGUGGCUUGAGAAAUGUACAUGUUGCUCUACAAGAAACUGUUGAGUGUGUGGCAAGACUCCUGGCAAGGAUGGUGAAUGGAUAUUGGCCCCUUCGCUCUAUGGUUGAGUAUCCAAGAUUUCACCCCAGUGUAUCCAAAGAAUGCAGAGAUCUUCUGAAAAUGUGCUUCGGUUUUAAUGUUGACGAUGGACCCACUUUGGAGGAUAUUAUUGAUCAUAAGUGGUUCAGCAAAAAGAUAGACACCUGAUGGACAGAAACCACUGGCACACUCUGGUAGGCUUAUUGACACUUCUGGUGGCACAUCUGCAGGGCUUGAUCGUGGAUAUGGUGCAGGUCCAAGUAGGUCACCAGGCAGAUGUUUAGACAGCCAAUAGGAUCAAUGCAGAGAUUCGUCUAUACCUUUAAUUAAAUGACACAACAUCUGAUGCACAGAAGCCAUUGCGCCUGUUAAUAUGCUUGGCGACUGGUGUCAGUGGAUAGCGGCAUGUGCCACUGGAGCUUGUGAUGUGCGCUGAUGCGUUGCGUCCUGUGUCACUGAGAUUGUCGCA
Messenger RNA from Danio rerio (zebrafish), 2182 nucleotides. The record is from RefSeq and is a predicted model, not a curated record. NCBI's taxonomy places the organism in Eukaryota, Metazoa, Chordata, Actinopteri, Cypriniformes, Danionidae.